Molecule: messenger RNA, 1257 nt
Organism: Suillus fuscotomentosus
Lineage: Eukaryota; Fungi; Basidiomycota; Agaricomycetes; Boletales; Suillaceae
Exons: 14
Coding region: 1-1257 (418 amino acids)
Molecular function (GO): dipeptidase activity
Source: RefSeq, a predicted model, not a curated record
AUGACAAUAGGUCAAGCUGAUGUUCUUUGGCGGCCAGAAGAUGACUAUAAGGUCAAACCGACACUGGAAGAAGGGGACGUUUAUCGACCAGAUAUCCUUAAGGUCGUAGAAACUGCUAUCGAUAGUCUCAGUGGCAAGUUACGGGAACUGAGUCUUGAUAUUCAUGAUCACCCGGAGCUUAGAUAUGAAGAAAGAUACGCUCAUGAUGCAUAUACCUCCUUCCUAGAGACCCACGGUUUCGAAGUCACGAGGCAUCACCUUCUGGAGACUGCAUGGGUGGCGACCUACACCCACGGGCUGGGCGGACGCGUUCUAGGGGUGAACUCAGAGAUGGAUGCGCUCCCGGGCAUUGGACAUGCGUGUGGACAUAAUCUUAUCGGCAUCGCAGGUGUCGCCGUCGCCUGCGCGGCAAAAGCAGCGAUGGAACAGCUUAGUAUCGACGGGAAGGUGAUUCUUCUUGGUACACCUGCUGAAGAAGGCGGGAUUGGGAAAGUGAAGCUGUGGGAGAGGGGAGCAUACAAAGAGAUGGACGCGUGUCUUAUGUGCCACCCUGGUCCUGGGCCUCUCCACUCCAUCAGUUUGAGCAGCUGCCUUGCAGUUAUACGUCUGGAGAUAGAUUACUCAGGUCACACUGCGCACGCUGCACUUAGCCCCUGGGAAGGAAAGAAUGCGCUGGAUGCAGCUGUCCUGGCAUAUACAAACAUCGCUUUACUGCGCCAGCAGAUUAAGCCUACGCAUCGUGUGCAUGGAAUUAUUCAGGGCCAUGAUUGGGCACAGAGUAUCAUCCCAGAUAACUCAAAGAUGUAUUAUUAUAUCCGUGCGCCAACCACUGUUGAAGCGGAAGAGACGCUCAAGCGUGUCGUUCCCUGCUUUGAAGCAGCAGCACUUGCAACCGGGACGAAAGUUAAAGUUAACAGAGGACACACUGGGAACGAACUUGUGCAGAAUAAAGUCCUCGGUGAUGAACUGUCUGAUGUAGUUAGGAAGAAGUACGGCGUCAUUGACUAUGAAUAUGGGAUCAGCGGCGCCUCGACCGAUUUUGUAAGGAAUAUUUCAUAUUUGAUGCCUGGCUUACACCCCGGGUUUUCGAUACCAACGGUACCGGGAGGCGGUAACCAUACUCCAGCAUUCACCGACUCGGCACGUUCGCAGGCUGCUCACGAUGCAUGUCUCGCUGUCUCAAAGGCCCUCGCACAUGUUGGCAUGCGCGUGAUCACAGACGGUAGGAUUUUUGCAGCAGGUGAAAGAUACUUUUGA